GAGGUCUAUCAAUGCUGGCGGACAGUGAGCCAGACACCUCCUCCUUUCGAAGUCCAUUCAUUUUAAGGAUCUGACGCUUGAUUGAAACGUGCCCAAGCCAUUCAAAUCACUGCAAGGCGGUUAACUUCAAAGUCCUUGACUUUUAUUGGCCCCCAAAAAACCCCAGAUUAUAUUCAAAUGAACAGAGUGUGAUCAGAAGCAAAGUUUUUUCCCCUUUCUGUAGUCAGUUGUACCUGGAAAAACACCGCGGUGAGUUGCAGACAAGAUUGACUGGACCAAAGACUAAAUUAUCCUCCAGAAUCUGUAAGGGGUUUGUCCAUGUUGAAUGCCACCUGUGGAAGAGUAGGGCAAGUUGGACCAACCUCUGCAGCCAUUCCCCAGUUCCAAUAUGACUCGCCGAUGGGGUCCACGUCUGGAAUGUUUCAGUUUUGGAGCAAUGAUGCUUUCGGAAGUUCUCACACGAUGUCCUUCAGUCCUCCAAAGGCUCAGUAUGCUCUUGGGACAGCGCCAUCAGCUUUGGGAUCACAAGAGCUUUCCCUGGCCCCUCCAACAGAAUCGGUCUACACUUAUGAGUUGUCUUCUGUGAAGAUCCUGACUACUUCAGUUUUGGAAAGUUCGGCCUAUCCUUACCCAGAAGCUAACGGAAUAGCUCCGAGCUUCCCCAACCUUAUUCCCAGUUCUUCAGCGUUGCCAAAUAGACAUGUAUCGCCCAGUCAUCCUGACGAAAUUCCAUGGUGGAGCAUGCAACAGCCCAGUCCUGUCAAUCCUCACCAUCUCCCAUUCGGAAGAGCUGUGGUUUUGGGCCAUCAAAGCCAAAUGCCAUCUACCUUCCUUCAGAGCUCUUCCAAAGGUCUCCUGAACUGUGCCAGGCGUUGCCGGAGAUGCAGAUGCCCCAACUGUCAGUCUCCAGGCAGUAGUAAAGACCAGGGUAAGAAGAAGCAGCAUAUCUGCCACGUUCCUGGCUGUGGCAAAGUCUAUGGAAAGACCUCCCACCUGAAAGCCCACCUGAGGUGGCACGCUGGAGAACGCCCCUUUGUUUGCAACUGGCUGUUUUGCGGGAAGAGCUUCACCAGGUCUGACGAGUUGCAGAGACACCUGAGAACUCACACUGGGGAGAAACGCUUCUGCUGUCAGGAAUGUGGCAAGCGGUUCAUGAGGAGUGACCACCUCUCCAAGCACACCAAAACCCAUCAGAAUAAAGGGAUGAAACACCAUGGAGUGAGUCUGGCAAACAUCAAAAUGGAGUGAGGGAGAAAGCUGAGCUUUGCUGAUGGCCUCGUGAAUCAGCGCAUGAGAUGGAGUUGGGAUUGAGACGUGCUAUCGGCAAAGUCCUAGCUUAACUGCCUGGUCUGUGUUAAGUUGAGUGAUCUUGGCCAAGGGUAGCAAUAAGGAAUACCGAAUCUGUCCUUGGGCUUGGGAAGUGAAAAAUCAAUUUGGGAUCCUGGGAACUGGGCCUUUGAACAUUUGAGUGGGGCUAGGUUGGAUUGAGCCUCUGAUACCUUCCCAUAUCUCGGCCCUGCACCAGCGGUUAACUAUUCUUUCAACUUAACUAGGUGAAGUUCUGGAUGUUCUGGAUACUUGUAUUAGUAACCACUUCAGUGAGGGAGGGAGGAGGAGGGGGGGGCGGUGAAGAUGAAAGCUGGAGCAAAAAGAAUGAAGGAUCAGAAUCAGACAGAAGAAUUCAACUUUGAGCAGUGCAAAUAAUAAAAAAAAGAUAGUGAAACAGGAAAUAAAAAUACUUUGGGCUGAAGGAGGCAAAACUCAAUGGAAACUUCAUACCUGGAGUUUGGAAGAUGAUUCUCUAAAGUGGUUUGGAAGAAGUUACUAACUGAUGGGCACCUUCAAAUACACAACACUUGAAGGGAAAAGUCGCGACUAAAUUUUAGCAAAAGACAUUUUGAAGGUUGCAUCCAAUUGAAUGUUAAUUUAUGAACAACCCGAUACUGGUGCAACAUCUGUCCUGCAUGCGACUGCGUGAAAUCUUUUUUAAAGACUACAUUCUUUUUGGCCUCCGUACAUGAUGUGCGCUGUAUCCUCAGACAAUGUUCCUGGAAGUUGAGCAAUUUUUCCGAAGGAACCAAUUUGGCUGAGAUCGCGUGUGUUGUAUUUGAUUGUACACUUUAUUUUAAGAAAUUUAUGAUUGACUUUAUUCCUCUUUUGACAACCGAUCUAACAUUAUUUUAAUUAACAAAUGCGUGCUGCGUAAGGUAUAUCAAUAAAAGGAGCAAAUUACUUAUGAAACUUGCCUAUAUUUUAAGAUUUGUAUUGAUGGUCCAUUGUUGGGGAAAUGAUUUAGAUUCUUGAACCCAUGCUGCACAAUAUAAUGGGUGGAUCCAUUGCAUUGGGUGGAGUUUAGACCCCUGCUAUAUGUUGAAUUGUCUGAUCUUGCAUGACGCAUUAGUAGAAAUAUUCGCUCCAGCACAAGUGGGCUCAAAGGAGAGGACUAAAACCUCA
Leucoraja erinaceus (little skate) is the source of this 2454-nucleotide messenger RNA. RefSeq names its product transcription factor Sp5-like. The coding region runs from base 319 to 1248 and encodes 309 amino acids. Gene Ontology annotation, biological process: regulation of transcription by RNA polymerase II. Gene Ontology annotation, molecular function: RNA polymerase II cis-regulatory region sequence-specific DNA binding; DNA-binding transcription factor activity, RNA polymerase II-specific. The transcript has 2 exons. The record is from RefSeq and is a predicted model, not a curated record. NCBI's taxonomy places the organism in Eukaryota, Metazoa, Chordata, Chondrichthyes, Rajiformes, Rajidae.